CAACGACCUCAAAACGUUGUACAAAUGCAUAAGCCUUUGUCUUCCUACAGCUAUACCAUGCAUUAGCAAAGAAAACUCGUCUUCACAUUACUGCUUUUUGUUAUUUGUUAUGGGGUAACUUCCCAUGCAAUUGAUAUAUAUAAUCGUGCUGUGCGUAUAUGUUUCGUUUCCUGUCUUCCGUGUGUCAGCCUUGUGAUUGCAGUCAUUACCCGGAAGUAGUAGACUGACUGACGAACCGACAUUUGUUGUCAUUUUAUUUGCAAGCUAGUCAAAUACUGGCUGCAGUCAUUUAGCUCAUUAGUUUACACGCACACGUUUAGUGACCAGCACAUGAAUGGCGAGAGCGGUGGUGGCAGCGGCGGGACCGACGUCUCUGUCCCGGUUCAGGGGCGCUCUGGUCGCGGCUGUGCUGGGCGACUGUGUCGGGGGAGAGUUCGAGGGAGUUGAGGAGGUUCCCAUGGAAAAUGUACUGCAACACAUGAACAGUUUGGACGACGAAACGAAGGGAAAUGGUAUCCUUGAAUACAGUGACGACACGGCUAUGGCUCGUUGUGUGGUCCAGUCUUUGCUCACCCGGUCUGGCUUCGAUGAGCAAGACAUGGCUCGCAGGUUUGCAAAGGAGUACAGCAUAUCCCCCGGUCGAGGUUAUGGUUCUGGAGUGAUCCAGGUGUUAAAGAAAUUAGCCUCUCCUCACCUCACAGAUGUGUACCAGCCAGCUAGGGAUCAGUUCAAUGGUCGGGGUUCUUUUGGGAAUGGUGGCGCAAUGAGGGCGGCCCCCUUUGCUUUGGCCUUUCCUGAUCCAGCUGAUGUUAAAAAGUUUGCUCGUCUGGGCGCGAUGCUGACUCAUUCUUGCUCCCUCGGCUACAAUGGGGCAGUGUUGCAAGCAUUAGCUGUCCACCUUGCCCUCCAGGGUGCGUUGGACCUGCCUCAGAUGUUCAUCAACACGCUCAUCACAGAGAUGGAGGAAGUUGAGGGGGAUGAGGUGUCACGCAACGAUGCCAGAAUCCUGAAGGAAGCGGAGAAGCCGUUCUGUCACCGCCUUCAUCGAGUCAGAGAUUUGAUGAACACGAGCAAGGUCACCAUAGAGGAGGUCAUCUCAGAGCUGGGUAAUGGUAUUGCAGCACUCCAAUCAGUACCAACUGCCAUCUUUUGUGUUGUCCAUUGCCUGCAACCAAGGGAAUACCUUCCAGAAAACUAUGGUGGACUGGAGCGGACAAUAGCCUACAGUUUGGCUCUCGGAGGGGACACAGACACCAUAGCCUGCAUGGCAGGGGCCAUCGCCGGAGCUCACUAUGGCAUUGAGGUCAUUCCUCAACCUUGGAUCCGCUGCUGUGAGGGGGCAGAUGAUGCAGAUGUGAAUGCAGAGCGGCUUCACAUGCUCUACCAUCAAGUAUCGCAAGUGAGGGAGAAAAGAACAGGUGACCAGAGCAAUGAAGACUCAUCUGACAACUGUCAAAAGUCUUCAAAUGGCACAGAGAAGUAAUAGCACAUGGAAAAACGCGACACAUUUUUUUUCUAGACUGAACUGUUCACUCUUACAGUCAUCUCAGACUCUGUAAUUAAUAGGAAGUAUUUGGUUUUAGGAAACGAGGUAAGGACAUUAACCCCUUGAUGCCUGAAUUUACAUCGAACUCUUUCAGUGCCAUUGACAAUGCUAGACGUUCAAUCAUGCGGCGUAACAAUCAUCCUUGCGCUGUGAUUUGAAAUAAGUUUGUCGUCAGAAGACGUCCAAUCCAUUUGAAGUGGGAGGGUUGCGACGUUCAUUCCAUGCUAGCACUUGAAAUGGAUUGGACGUCUAUUGCCGUCAAUAACAGCCGUUGAGUUAACAAAUAUACAUUAAGCGUUGGAGGAAUACAUGCUGUCAGUGCAUAAAAAUUAGUGUUGAUUAAAACAUAUUAAUUAUAAAAAAACAAACUUAAAAAAAAAAAUCCAGCUAAAAACGGGGAAAGUCCUUAAAAAAAAUUAAAGAUGAAAAAAUAAGUACCGUAAUUUUCGGACUAUAAGCCACUACUUUUUUCCUUCAUUUUGAUACCUGUGGCUUAUAGUCCAGUGUGGCUUAUUUGUUGAUUUUUUUCAGGUAACACUUUAUUUGACAGCGGUGUCAUAAGACUGUCAUAAGAUCAUCAAAAUUAUGACAUGACACUAUCAUAGACAUUACUGAAUGCUUAUGUCAUUAAGUGUCAUUUGGCAAAUUAUGUCACUAACUCAAUUUUUGUCCAUCUUGGAUCUUUUGCAUCCAUUCAAAAGUGAGAUCAUUUGCCGGAUAAAUGGUAAAUGGUGUUAUACUUAUAUAGCGCUUUUCCACCUUUCAAGGCACUCAAAGCGCUUUACACUAUCUCGCCAUCUACCUACUGGUGACGCAGCACCAGGAGCAAACACUUAAUGACAUCUGUUAUAACCAUUCAUAAAUGCUCAGGACCAAGACAUGUCAUAAUUAUGAUUGUGUAAUGACAGUCUUAUAGCACCACUGUCAAAUAAAGUGUUAGCAAAUACCAUAACUAGCAAUUGAUGAAACAAUUGGAACAGUAACUGAAGAAAUAUUUAGCACAGAACAUGAUUUUUGAUUGUUAUUUGCAUCUGUAGCGCUGCAAUGCAUGCUAAGAGGCAUGUUGGAUGACAGCAGUCAACAGCAGGUGGCAACAGAGGUUGACUGUCUCCCCUGAGGGAGCAGUGAUGUCCAAAUGAAGCUUCUUGAAGCAAUAAAGCUCUGCAGUAAUUGGUUCAAAGUUUAAUGAUGGUUCAUUUGGUCUUAUGACACUCGGUCGUAUGGUGCCGCUGUCAAAUAAGGUUGUACCGGUUAAUAUCUUUUGGUGUAAAUAUCCCAUGAUACAGUGAGGACAGCUGCGGCUUAUAGUCCAGUGUGGCUUAUCUAUGAACAAAUGUCAUUUUCGUGCCAAAUUUGGUGGGCUGCGGCUUAUAGUCAGGUGCGCCUUAUAGUGCGAAAAUUAGGGUAUAUAGUGGUACCUCAACAUACAAUCGCUUCGACACACGAUCUUUUUGACAUCCGACGAAAAAUUUGACACACCAUUUGUUUCUACAUCCGACGACAUGCUCAAAAUACAACGACUUCUGACAGCACCGAAAUUUCUUUGUUUUCCCGCAAGACGGACGCAAGGCAGAUUUUCUUUUGAGAGAAAUCAACAUGGGUUCCAAGGUUAGUGCAGCUGGUGAAAAAAGGAAAAAGGUGGUGCUUACCAUUGAAAUGAAGAUGAAAUGACAGAAAAAUAUGAGCGUGGUGUGCGACAAAAAAAUCGCCAGCUUCAUCAGAUUUUUAAUAAUUUAUUUCUAAACUUGUGCAACACAACAUGCCUACUGUCCGCCACAGUUGACGCUAACAACAACAUUAAAAGAGAAAGUAAAAUCUCUCACCGUCACGUCAGCCACACGGUGCGUUCAGGUACAGCACGCAAAACACAUCCGCCACAUUUGAAGCCGAUUUGUUACAUUAUUACAGGAAUUGUUAUUGUUACAUUGUAUUAUUAUUACGAUUUCUAUUUAUAAUUUGUUUGGUAUGUGUAAUUGUGAAUUAAAAUGUGAUCAAAUAUAACAUUUUAUGUACUUAUGUAAUCCUCCAAUGCUUUUUUUAUGAAUACUUGUUAAAUGUGAAUUCAGGUGGCAAGGAGUUGAAGGAGAUAUGUUCCCUUUUUUUCAUAAUUUAAGUGUUCCUAGGUGUCUCUGACAUGAUUUUUCAAAAACAGGAUUAUGGCUCUCUUUCACAGUCAUCUUUCCGAGCUCACACGGAAUAUUGACUUCUAUAGCCGCAAAUGGAAGUCAGUUGAGUUUUAACAUCCAUUUGUUACACUUUGACUCCACUCUAAAGUACUACUUUUUGUGGGUGGCUUUGCUGUUCAAAUCAUUUAUAUUUUUACCCAGCGUAGCUGCUAAGUAAUGGGCAGAGAUGGUUACUGUGUAAAUUAACUGCACUUUUGUAUUGCAGUGUGGCAAAAUAUAGAACAGUUCGCUCACAGACUGAAUUUCAUAAAAUAGGCCAUACUUACCAACCAAACUUACCAUAUGGCACUUACUUGUUAUAUUGCUGAUAGAAGUGUGGCAGACAGAUACUGCAUUUGUGUACAAGCUUACAAUCUGUAAGUAAUUGUGAUAAUGGCUUGGUCAGACACUGCUUAACUUAUUGUCUGCCAUUGAUGGCGCUAAACGAACAUUCGGAGCCACCCUCACGCUUCAAAUAAAUUGGAUGUCUACUAUUGAUGAACUAAUGGCGUACCGCAAGCAACACGUCACUUCCGCUCAUUAAUAUUCAUGACGUUAGCUACUUUUGCUAAGGGAGGACACGCCACCGUUUGUCACCAAUAGGAAAUGGAUGGAAAUCGUGUACGAAGGAGAUGUUUACAAAGCUAAACCUACCAAUUCUCUCCGAAAAUGAUGUCCCUGGUGCCAAAUUCACUUGCAAAGAUGUGGAAGAACAUAAAAAUGUUCAGUUAAAGAGAUGGCUUGAGUGUUGAGGGCCGAAAAAGACGAAAAAAACGAGCCGACCUUAGCAUAGUCUUAGCUCUUUUAUCGACACCCUUUUUCUUACGGGACUGACAAUGGCAUUCUUCUGUUUCAACAAGCUAUCUUUUACCACCAGCCCUGUCUUUCCUAUAUAUUAUAUUCUCUGCUUGUCCUACGUCUCUGACCGUUCUCGGGGGUAAUUUAUAUUUUAUGUAGCGAUCGCAAAUGCGACUCAGUGACAGACAACGAACACUUUUAAUUUUUUCAUUGAUAACAAAUCUUAAUUCUAUAAUUUACACUUCCCCCCUUACUAAAGUUGUUUUAUAUGUAUAUAGGCAGUCAGAUACAAUUUUAAUUCUUUUCAGGUCAUUCAUUGUCAGACAGAAGCAGCACAGCACAACGUCACGCAAAAAAAAAAUAAGUUGAAAAUAUCGAAAUGGCUUACUUCUUUGUCCUCUGAAAGUCCAUGCCAACAAAAGUUUUACUGCUUAAGAAAUGUGAAUGGAUUCACCGAGCUGACGUUAAAAGUCCGCGCAAGUUGAUUCAUUCUUCACAUUUUUUCCUCCGAGUUUUUGGUUUCGGGAAACGUAUGAAGAAAACAUCCUUCGUAUGUCGUAAUGUCUAGAGUCGUUUCUACAAGUUCCAAAAAAGGAAUGUGUGAUCGGCAUGUUCGUUUUUGAAAGAUUACCAGAGAAAAGUAGCAGAAUCACAUUGUUUCUAUGCGAGGGCGGGUCUAUAAUGUCCCACUGCUGCUGUACUUCCGCUUUACGAUGCAACGUCACGGUUUAAAAAUGGCAUGCGUGCGGUACGCCAUUAGAGGGAGGGUGAAUCUUGGCCAGAGAAAGAACACAUUUUAUUUUUUACCUUAUUGACUACAUAUUAACACCACUAGCGGGAGGGUGGCAGCAAAUGAACGGUGUCAGUCCUUCCACUUCAAAUGGAUUGGACGCCUUACUAGUGAUAAACUCUUUGAAAUUCACAGCAGAAGGAUGAUAGGAUGCCACAGGAUUGGAUUAUUGGUUUAUCAUCAUCUUGGGAAGGGCGACAAGUGCUCCUUUUUAAUAGCAGCGUGUGUAGCCAUCUUGGGUCCUGCGACCAGUAGUUGGAAACACAAUCUCAAAAAGUACAUAUUGUACAGCAUCGGCACGUUAUUUCUUAGUACUCCCCAAUACCAAUCACGUCGCCUAAGUGAGGUAUCAGUACCGUUACUAGUAUCACUGUAUUACAUUAUGAAAGUUUUUUCUUCUUUUUUAAUACUUCACGCUCGUUUUUAUUUUCUUAUCAUUAUUAUUAUUUAAAAUGUAUUUUUCUCUUUUUGGGGUGAAUUCACCCGUGGAAAUGAUGUGAUGGCACUUUUUUAGCGUUAAUUUGAAUUUGGGGCUGUUUGAAAAGAAGAAGAAAAGAAGCAUUUUUCAAUGGGCAUCAUUUGUUUUUUGCUAUGAUCAUUCUAGCCUAGUCCCUGUCAACCUGCGAAUAAUGGGGGUCCUUUGUACAUAGGUCUUUUUUCCCCUUCAAAACACCAGCAUUUCUUCAACAUGUACGCCAUUAUAUUGCUGUUCUUCCCUGUUUUGUGUCAAACAAUAUUUUGUCAUCAUGUAAAAGUUGCACAAUGACUUGUUUGUGUUUUUUGAUUGAGUCAUUUUCAUGAGAAACUAUUAUUUAAUAAAACGUUAAUAAUUUGCAGAAUCUGAGUUGGUAUUUAAACUUAAAAACCUCAGAGAAAUCCAUCACAGAUACAUGUAGAAAAUGUAGCCGGGAAAGCUAGCCUGACUUUCGCCAUGUAUCUUGUACAUGACAAAAUUCAGGGGCCGUUUACACAUAAACAUGAACAGUAGGCAUGUGGCGAUCGUUUCUGAAGGUAUGAUAAGCCUUAAGCCAAAAUAUCACACUAUUGCAAUUACAGCUCUAAAAUGUAUCACUUUGAGAUAUCUGGAUUAAAAAAAAAAAUUUUUUUAAUCAGUUGAACAGGAUAUAUGUUUUUCAACACAUAUUAGCAAAUUGUAACAUAAUUAUAAUGUAAAGUUAAAAUAAAAAAAAUAUGUAUAUUCCAAAUAAAAUUAAAAUAAAUGCAGUCCUUUAGGUAGCCUAAACCCACAGUUUAACAUUAUUACCAUCAGAACAAAAAUAAUUUGGAUUUAGCUAGUGGGAAACGUUCAUGACAGCGUUUACUAACCUUUAAUUUUGUAUAAAAGCAAAAAUUAUAUUGGAGAUCUUGCCUCCUCGGCAGCCACCUUCAGCAAACAUGUUUUAUGUGUCGGUUGGCCCUCCUCCUCUAAGCCGCAGCAGUAUGUAACUUUUCUAUAGCCGAAGUAUUCC
Corythoichthys intestinalis (scribbled pipefish) is the source of this 6768-nucleotide messenger RNA. RefSeq names its product ADP-ribosylserine hydrolase (gene adprs). Bases 335 to 1483 code for a protein of 382 amino acids. Gene Ontology annotation, cellular component: mitochondrion; nucleus. Lineage: Eukaryota; Metazoa; Chordata; Actinopteri; Syngnathiformes; Syngnathidae. The transcript has 6 exons. The record is from RefSeq and is a predicted model, not a curated record.